AUGUUGGGCUUGAGAUUUUCGGUUCUGGCGAUCUGCCUCACUCUGAGCCUGCAAUGGAUAGAUCCUGUGGAUUCUAAAGUGUGCGAGACGCAUGACAAGAAAAUAGGCAAAUGCCGGCGUCCUAAAGAUUGCCCGGCUCUUAGGCCUAUUGUGAAAAAGCAGAAAGAAGGCAUUCCCCUAACCGACGAGGAGCAAAAGUUUGAAAAAGCCGUUUUGAUAUGUGAAAAGAGAAAAUCUUUUUGCUGUGAGGAUCCAUUUAAUGCUGAAGGAGUAGACUUGCUGAAACAAAAUGAUGAAAUAUGUGGUACUUUCUCAGAUCCUAAGGUUUCAAAUGGUAUGAAUGUUAGAAUGGGAGCGCGGCCGUGGAUGGCCCUACUCGAGGAUAAUUUGACACUGCCUUUUAGGGCACGGUUUAAAUGUGGCGGCACUCUGAUCACUUCGAAAUUCGUCUUAACGGCUGCGCACUGUAUCAAUAAGACUACCCUGGUAUCCGUCCGUCUGGGAGAACAUGAUCUUAGUAAGGACGAGGACUGCUUAAGCUUUGACGAUGAGCCAGUGUGUCUGGAUAAACCCCUGGACGUUCCAGUCGACAAGAUUUUUGUCCACGUGGGAUUUCAACGUUUAAGAGCUGUGAACGAUAUUGCAUUAAUCCGCCUAAAAUACCCAGUCCAGUUUACCGAUUGGAUACGACCCAUAUGUCUGCCGAUAACAAAAGAUCUUCAGUUUGAGAGUCAAACCAACAUACCGAUGGAGGUUGUCGGCUGGGGCAUAACAGAUGAAGAAAAGCUCUCAGACGUCCCUAAGAAAGCUUUCAUCAAUCGGGUGAACUUAGCCGAGUGCAACAUCUUAAAUCCAAUGAGCCCAAACCUCUGCGCCAGUGGCUUGGACAAAGAUAGCUGCAGGGGUGACUCCGGAGGACCACUGAACUAUCCCACUUUAUACAAUGGCAAACAGCGCUGGGUGCAGGCUGGAAUCGUGAGUUACGGAGAUCAGAAAUGUGGCGAAAAUCCGUAUGCGGUCUAUACUGAUGUGGCUGAAUAUAUGGGUUGGAUAACCGAAACCAUUGCGCAACACGAAUAGCCACUCUAAUCGAAAUUCAAAAUUUAAAGGAUAUUGAAAUAAAUCAUUAACUGCUAUUAUUCUUAAUAA
Drosophila bipectinata is the source of this 1149-nucleotide messenger RNA. Its product is annotated as serine protease grass-like. Gene Ontology annotation, biological process: proteolysis. Gene Ontology annotation, molecular function: serine-type endopeptidase activity. Lineage: Eukaryota; Metazoa; Arthropoda; Insecta; Diptera; Drosophilidae. The record is from RefSeq and is a predicted model, not a curated record.